AUGGACUUCUCCACAGGGCUCUACACUCUCUCCUCAUGCCUUGCUCAUGAGUAUCACUUUGUGAAAAUGAAUAAGAACUGGACUGAAGCACAGAGAUACUGCAGAGAGAAGUACACUGACCUGGCCACCAUAGACAACAUGGAGGAUAUGAAGAGGCUGGUCAACACUGUAGAAAGUGGUUAUAAUGGAUCAGCCUGGAUAGGGCUGUAUAAUCAUGUUAACAGCUGGAGGUGGUCUCUGGAAGAUAGUGGUUUCUAUGGAGAUGGAGAGGCUGAGUUUAGGAACAGUUCAGAUGGUAAAUACACUAAUCAGCACUGUGUAGUGACAGGAGAGUAUGGGACAUGUUGGGAUCUCCAUUGCGACCAAAAAUACUACUCGGUCUGCUACAACGGUGAGAAAUGUUACUCUUUGGUGUAUUUACAGCUCUAUGAUUAUACUAUCAGAACAUGUAAAAAUAGGAAAUAAGUAUAACAUUAUCAUAACUUCACAUUACUCUAACAUGCAUAUGCAGUGACUGUCACGACUUCCUCCGAAGCUGCCUCCUCUCCUUGUUCGGGCAGGUUUCGGCGUUCGUCGUCACCGGUCUUCCCGCCACUGCCGCUCCUCAUCUCAUCAUUCCAUUUGAUUUGUCUUUAUUACACACACCUGGUUUCAAUUCCCCUCAUCAGUACCUGUAUAAGUGUUCCCUCUGCCCCCUUGUCUUUGUGUGUGAUUGUUUAUUGUGGAGGUUAGUUUAGCUCAGUGGAGCGCUUGUCUUUUGUAUCGCCGGGAUAUUCAACCGUGUACCUUGUUGUUUCCAGUGCGCUGUAUAUUUCCGCACUGGAGUGUUUGACGCAUUGCUGUGUACCGCUGUGUCAACGGAAUGAACCUGUUAUUCUAUGAUUUACCCUCCUGCGCCUGACUCCUUCAUGGAGUCAGCAGGAGAAGAGCCCAUGCCUGGAGUCGUGGCACGGGUCAAGAGCAUUCCAGGAUGCUAGCCAGCUUGGGAGAAGCGAUGGAUCGGGUUCUCCAGGUCAUCCAACGUCUGGAGAGGAGAGGACCCGACCCGUCGGAACCAGCUGAGCGACCGGAUCCAGCCAUCAACACUCCAGCACCCCAAGGGAUUCAUCUAUCCUGACCGAGGGAGUUUGACGGGACGGCUGCCCCCUGCCAGGGAUUCCUCCUGCAGCUGGACCUCUAUUUCGUGAACAUCAGCCCGGCUCCAUCGGAGCGGGAGAAGGUGUCCGCCCUCGUCUCCUGCCUCUUGGGGAAAGCCCUGGAGUGGGCCAACGCGGUCUGGAGAGAAGGAGGAACCGCGUUGGACAACUACGGGGAGUUCGCUCGCCUCUUCCGUGCAGUCUUCGACCACCCGCCCGAAGGACGAGAGGCGGGCGAGCGUCUGGUCCAACUGAGGCAGGGGACGAGGACCGCGCAGGACUUCGCCCUGGAGUUUCGGACCCUAGCGGCUGGGUCCGGGUGGAACGAGCGGGCCCUGAUCGACGGAUUCCGGUGCAGCCUGCGAGAGGACGUCUGAAGGGAGCUAGCCAUGUUAACCUUCGACCAGCUGGUGGACAUGGCCAUCCGGUUGGACAACCUGCUGGCUGCUAGAGGACGUCCUGGGAGUGGCCUGCCCGGUUCACCUCCCCCCAACUCGGAUCGGGAAGAACGGAGGAGGACAGCUUCAGUGUCACUCAUGUGGCAGAAGAGGGCAUUAUAAUGCACGCUGUCGUCAGGGUUCUUCCGGGUCUGGAGGCGGCAGGCAGGGCACUCUCGCAUCACCCCAGGUAGCGCAAACCCACACUCGGUCAGAGCCCUCUGCUGCACACUGCACCAUACACGUCACCUUCCCUGACUACCCCGUAGUUUCCCAGUGUAAGGCUCUGGUCGAUUCAGGCCCAGCUGUGAACUUUAUGGACAGGUCGUUAGCUCUAAGUCUAGCUAUUCCAUUGGUUCCCCUAUCCACUCCACUGCCCAUCAUAGCACUUGACAGUCGACCAUUAGGGUCAGGGUUCCUUAGGGAAGUUACAGCACCAGUCACGAUGGUUACCCAAAGGACCCAUAGAGAGCACGUCACAUUCUUUAUUAUUUUGUCCCCCGAUUUCCCUGUUGUGUUGGGUCUACCCUGGUUAGCACUACACAACCCCACCUUUUCAUGGUCGCAGAAGGUUCUCACGGGGUGGUCGCGAGAGUGUCAGUGUAGGUGCAUAGCUGGAAAGUACAGACACUUCCUCCACCGUGAGCAUCCCCCCCGAAUACCUCGAUUUGGAGCACGCGUUUUCCAAAACGCAGGCGACCAAAUUACCACCUCAUCGGGGCGGGGGGGGAUUGCGCGAUAAACCUUUGAGUAGACGCUGUGCCUCCAAGGAGUCAUGUAUAUCCCCUGUCGCAGGCUGAAACGGAGGCGAUGGAGAUAUACGUCUCCGAGUCCCUGCGCCAGGGAUUCAUACGACCCUCCACUUCGCCCGCCUCCUCAAGUUUCUUUUUUGUGAAGAAGAAAGACGGAGGUCUGUGCCCGUGCAUUGAUUACCGAGCAUUGAACAAGGGGUCAAUACGUUAUAGUUAUCCUCUGCCCCUCAUCCCAUCUGUGAUCGAGUCAAUGCAUGGUGCAUCGAUGACAUUCUGGUGUAUUCGGCUACGCGCGCCGAGCAUGUGUCCCUGGAUCGCAAAGUGCUGGGCCGACUGUUGGAAAAUGACCUUUAUGCCAAGGCAGAGAAGUGUCUGUUUUUCCAGCAGUCCGUCUCCUACCUCGGACACUGCAUUACCACCUCAGGUGUGGAGAUGGAGGGAGAUCGCAUUUCAGCCGUGCAUAAUUGGCCGACUCCAACCACGGUAAAGGAGGUGCAGCACUUUAUUGGCUUUGCCAACUACUAUCGGAGGUUUAUCCGGGGCUUUGGCAAGGUCGCAGCUCCCAUCACAUCUCUGUUGAAGGGUGGGUCGUCCCGGCUCCGCUGGUCUGCUGAGGCUGACCGGGCCUUCAGUAACCUGAGGGUUCUGUUCACCUCAGCCCCGGUACUGGCCCAUCCCGAUCCAUCACUACUGUUCGUAGUGGAGGUGGAUGCGUCCGAGGAAGGGAUAGGCGCUAUCCUGUCUCAACGCUCGGGCAUGCCACCCAAGCUCCGCCCCUGUGCCUUCUUCUCCAAGAAGCUCAGCCCGGUAGAGCAGAACUACGAUGUUGGUGAUCGGGAGCUGUUGGCUGUGGUCAGAGCCCUGACCAUGUGGAGGCACUGGCUCGAGGGGGCAAAACGCCCUUUCCUCGUCUGCACGGACCCCCGUAACCUGGAGUACAUCCGGGCAGCGAGGAGGCUGAACCCUCGCCAGGCCAGGUGGGCCCUAUUCUUCACCCGGUUUGAGUUUACUCUGUCAUACAUUCCGGGUACGAAGAACGUGAAGGCAGACGCGCUGUCAUGACUGUGCGACACAGAGGAGAGGCCCAUAGACAACACCCCCAUACUCCCGGCCUCCUGCAUUGUGGCGCCGGUAGUAUGGGCGAUGGAUGUGGACAUAUAGCGGGCGGUACACACAGAGCCAUCUCCACCUCAGUGUCCAGCUGGGCUGCAGUACGUGCCGUCUCUUGUCCGUGACCAUCUGAUCUAUUGGGCCCACACGUCUCCCUCCUCUGGUCACCCAGGUAUCGGUCGUACAGUGCGCUGCCUGACCGGAAAGUACUGGUGGCCUACCUUGGCUAAGGACGUGAGGGUGUAUGUCUCCUCCUGCUCGGUGUGCACCCAGACUAAGGCACCUAGGCACCUCCCAGCGGGUAAGUUACAGCCCUUACCAGUUCCACAACGGCCAUGGUCCCACCUGUGUAUUGACUUUCUAACUGAUCUUCCCCUCUCUCAGGGUAACACCACAAUCCUGGUUGUUGUGGACCACUUUUCAAAAACCUGCCUCCUCUGCCCGGUCUCCCAACGGCCCUGCAGAUGGCGGAGGCCCUGUUUACUCACGUCUUCCGGCACUAAGGGGUGCCAGAGGACAUAGUGUCUGACCAGGGUCCCCAGUUCACAUCCAGGGUCUGGAAGGCGUUCAUGGAACGUCUGGGGCUCUCGGUUAGCCUGACCUCUGGGUUUCACACAGAGUCUAAUGAGCAGGUGGGAUGGGUGAAUCAAGAUGUGGGUAGGUUCCUGCGGUCCUACUGCCAGGACCGGCCAGGGGAGUGGUCAGUGUUCUUGCCAUGGGCCGAAUAUGUCCAGAACUCUCUCCGUCACUCCUCCACUAACCUAACUCCCUUUGAAUGUGUCUUAGGUUUCAGCCGGUUCUGGCACCGUGGCAUCCGAGCCAGACCGAAUCUCAUGCAGUGGAUGACUGGUUUCGGCGUGCGGAGGAGACGUGGAACGCUGCUCACGUUCACCUCCAGCGCGCUGUGCGUUGCCAGAAGGCCAACGCUGACCGCCACCACAGUGAGGCCCCGGCUUUUGUACCGGGUGAUCGGGUCUGGCUCUCGACCCAGAAUCUGCCCCUCCACCUGCCCUGCCGGAAGCUGAGCCCGCGGUUUGUGGGGACGUUCAAAGUCCUGAGGAGAAUCAACAAGGUUACAUAUAGGUUGCUACUCCCUCCCUAUUACUGUAUUAACUCCUCGUUUCAUGUGUCUCUCCUCAGGCCGGGGGUGGCUGGUCCGCUCCAGGAGUCUGAUGUGCUAGGGGUCCCUCCGCCUCCUUUCGACAUCGAGGGGGACCCGGCGUACUCCGUCCGUUCCAUCCUGGAUACGAGGUGUCGGGUGGGGGGCCUUCAGAGUGGGAGGGGUACGGUCCGGAGGAGCGGUGUUGGGUCCCGGUGAGGGAUAUCCUCGAUCCCUCCCUGUUGCGGGAUUUCCACCGUCGCCAUCUGGCUCGCCCUGCUCCACAUCUUCCUGGCCGUCCCCGAGGCCGGUGUCCAGCAGCGAGUCAAAGGGGGGGAGGUACUGUCAAGACUUCCUCCGAAGCUGCCUCCUCUCCUUGUUCGGGCAGGCUUCGGCGUUCGUCGUCACCGGUCUUCUAGCCACUGCCACUCCUCAUCUCAUCAUUCCAUUUGUUUUGUCUUGUUUAUUACACACAUGGUUUCAAUUCCCCUCCUCAGUAUCUGUAUAAGUGUUCCCUCUGCCCCCUUGUCUUUGUGUGUGAUUGUUUAUUGUGGAGGUUAGUUUAGCUCGGUGGAGCUCUUGUAUUUUGUAUCGCCGGGAUAUUCACCCGUGUGCCUUGUUGUUUCCAGUGCGCUGUAUAUUUCCACAGUGGAGUGUUUGACACAUUGCUGCGUACCGCUGUGUCAACGGAAUAAACCUGUUAUUCUGUGAUUUACCCUCCUGCGCCUGACUCCUUCAAAUCACAUCACUAAAGUGACACUAUAUAAACAUUACUGAAAACAAGUAUAGAUUUCUUGUGAAAUAUUUACCUGGAUAUCAAGAUGCAUUCAAUAAUUGCAGGAAAGACAACCAACAUUUCUGAGAGGUUCAUCUUGUCAAAGGAAAGUAUGACAUGGGAGGAAGGGCAGAGCUACUGCAGACAGCACUACACAGACAUGGCCAGUGUGAGGAACCUGGCUGAGAGCCAGAAGAUAGGGAACAUGUUAGCGAAGGGAAGCUGGGCGUGGAUCGGCCUGUUCAGAGACUGGAGCUGGUCGGACCAGAGUAACUCUUUAUUCAGACACUGCCGUUCAGGAACACCCAAUAAUCACUACGGGAACUAUAUGUCAGUGUUCGAUAAAUCACGCGAAUUGGCAGACUACACAUGUGAGACGGAACUUCCCUUCUGUUGCUACAGUGGUGAGUUAUAUGAUAUAGUGUGUGUGUGUGUUGGUGUGUUUCUGUGUGUGUCACUGGCAUAGCGCUGUUUCUCUGUUUCUCUGAACAUCCCCCCCCAAAAUGCGUCAGCCACUCACAAAGUAUAGGCUACUGAUCGCUGUCCAUGGUUCUGAAAUUGCAACGUCCACACGGCUGCCUAUCGAUAGGCUAUUAGAUUAUGUGGUGCUAGUGCUUGUAGUUGGUGUGGAUGGGUGGGCGUAUAAUGCAAAUGUCUAGGAACUAAGAUUGCGUGUUCGAAUCUCAUCACGGACAACUUUAGCAUUUUAGCUAAUUAGCAACAUACUACUUUUUAGCUACUUUGCAAAUACUUAGCUAAACCUUCCCCUAACCUAACUCAUAACCAUAACCUUAACCCUUAGCCUAGCUAACGUUAGAGUUAGCCACCUAGCUAACGUUAGGCACAACAAAUUGUAAUUCGUAACAUAUCAAAAGAAAUGGAUGGUGGACAUCCACAAAUUAAUACAUACCAUACGAAACGUAGCAUGUCAUACUAAUUGGAGUGUCCCAGAUUUACAUUUACUGUGUUACGUUUACCCAUGAAUCCAGGUUGGUAGUAGCCUAAUUAAAGUGGGAAAUUCAAGCAUUGCAGAUUGUAAAAUUAAUUUUCAAUGAAACAGAAUACUAAUCAGUAACCAAUAGAUUUUCUUUAGAAUAUACCACUAUUCUGUAGGCCUAUAGCCUACCUUAGCUGUCCUCUCACUCUCUCGCAGCUUGGAUAUAAAGUUUGUGCUGCAUAAAACCAGUCUAUGAAUGCCAAAUAAUACAAUCGGUCCUCAACUGGCAGCUUCAUUAAAUAGUACCCGCAAAACACCAGUCUCAACGUCAACAGUGAAGAGGCGACUCCGGGAUGCUGACCUUCUAGGCAGACUUGCAAAGAAAAAGCCAUAUCUCAGACUGGCCAAUACAAAGAAAAGAUGAAGAUGGGUAGUCUGAGAUAUGGCUUUUUCUUUGCAACUCUACCUAGAAGCAUCCCGGAGUCGCCUCUUCACUGUUGACGUUGAGACUGGUGUUUUGCGGGUACUAUUUAAUGAAGCUGCCAGAUGAGGACCUGUGAGGCGUCUGUUUCUCAAACUAGACACUAACGUAUUUGUCCUCUUGCUCAGUUGUGCACCGGGGCCUCCCACUCCUCUUUCUAUUCUGGUUAGAGCCAGUUCGCACUGCUCUGUGAAGGGAGUAGUACACAGCGUUGUACGAGACCUUCAGUUUCUUGGCAAUUUCUCGCAUAGAAUAGCCUUCAUUUCUCAGAACAAGAAUAGACUGACGAGUUUCAGAAGAAAGUUCUUUGUUUCUGGCCAUUUUGAGCCUGUAAUCGAACCCACAACUGCUGAUGCUCCAGAUACUCAACUAGUCUCAAGAAGGCCAAUUUUAUUGCUUCUUUAAUCAGCACAACAGUUUUCAGCUGUGCUAACAUAAUUGCAAAAGGGUUUUCUAAUGAUCAAUUAGCCUUUUAAAAUGAUAAACUUGGAUUAGCAAACACAACGUGCCAUUGGAACACAGGAAUGAUGGUUGCUGAUAAUGGGCCUCUGUACGCCUAUGUAGAUAUUCCAUUAAAAACCAGCCGUUUCCAGCUACAAUAGCCAUUUACAACAUUAACAAUAUCUACACUGUAUUUCUGAUCAAUUUGAUGUUUGAAAAAAAUUGCUUUUCUUUAGAAAACAAGGAAAUUUCUAAGUGACCCCAAACUUUUGAACGGUAGUGUAUAUAUAUUUGCAAAAUAAUAUAUGGGGGAUUGGAAGUGAUGCAGACAAUUACAUUGAUGGAAGCUACAAUCUAUCUGCAAUAUUAAAGCUGAUCUACCCCCCCCCAAAAAAAAAAAUAUAUAUAUAUAUAUAUAUAAUAAUAAUAAUAAUAUAAUACUAAUAAAAAUAACAUUAUCAAAAAUAAAAAAGUGUUACGGUGUAGCAAAAAAAACAAUAAUGGACUUUAUAUUCACAAUGUAUAGCCAUCGAUAUUAUCUUUAUGACUGAAAUGGGGAAAAUGAAUAUGUCAUCGGAUAUUCCCUUGAAUUCUUCAUCGAGUGGUGUGAUCAUCUUUCAGUUCCAGCCAGGUGAGUCUGUUUUUUCUGUGUCCCAAAUGACACCAUAUUCCCAUAUAGUGCACUACUGUUGACCAGGGCCCAUGGUGUGCUGAGUGCAUGUGUAGCAUUGUGUAUAGGCAACACUGUCCAGUUUGUUUGCACUAUCAUUGGAAAUUCAACUAUUCAAAGCUUGGCUUCCCUCUCUCCUUCCUUCCUUCCCUCCCUCCUUCCCUCUCUCCUUCCCUCCCUCCUUCCCUCCCUCCUUCCCUCUCUCCUUCCCUCCCUCCUUCCCUCUCUCCUUCCCUCUCUCCUUCCCUCCCUCCUUCCCUCUCUCCUUCCCUCCCUCCUUCCCUCACUCCUUCCAUCCCUCCUUCCCUACCACCUUCCCUCUCUCCUUCCCUCCCUCCUUCCCUCUCUCCUUCCCUCUCUCCCUUUCCUUUUCCCCUCCCUCACCAUUUUCCAUUUGCCUCUCUCUCUCUAUCUCGCUCUCUCUCUCGCUCCCCUCUUUUGCCCUCCCUCUCCUCUUGCCCUCUCUCCCCCCUCCCUCCUCUUUUCCAUCCCCCUCUCUCCCUCUCGCUCUCAUUCAUCUAUGUUUACCUCAGUGGAUUUGCAUAGCUGGGACUUUUCAUUAAAACACACAUGCUCGCUUGUCUGUGCACACAUAGACUGCAUCCUAAAUGGUAACCUAUAA
Molecule: messenger RNA, 8460 nt
Organism: Coregonus sp. 'balchen'
Lineage: Eukaryota; Metazoa; Chordata; Actinopteri; Salmoniformes; Salmonidae
Source: the annotation of a GenBank genome assembly